UUGACUUUGGUAAUCGAGUGGCGGCACUGGCAGCUCAGGUGUCACCCGCAGCACUUGACCUUGCCGUGUGGGUGGCUGGAAAGGCCGCCAAGUUUGUGCGACUCAUGAAUCAUGAUGAGCAACCUGUCGAAUGUUGUUGUUUUCCUGUCGCACUCAAUAGAAACUUAGAAAUACGAGACUGUCAAAAUUUCAUGUGUACUCCAUAAUCUGUAUUCCGUAAAUGACAAAUUGAAGAGCGACCAGCCCCGCAAGAAUCAGCCUUCCCUCUCCAUAUGCCUUCCAAGAAAGCCCCCAAAGCACCCGCCAAGCUCCAGCUUAAUCAGUAUACCCGUUUUUUCGAUGCCAAGAAGUCGCUGCCGCCCGACAGGAGUGUCCUGAGGCCACCGGGCCUCUACCACCAGGAGAGCGUCUAUGUCCUGUCGACGAAGAAGUCGCCGAACAAGCGGCGUCCUGUUCGCGACAGCCAUCUGCCCAUGUGGCGUCGCACCCGCGGCGGCAACGAUACCGACCACUACAUGGUCGUUACCCAGGACUACACCCAGCAUCAGAAGGAGAAGCCGACCCUGACCGCCUCGCAGUUAGAUGCCAUCUGCUACGAUGUCAUGAAGGAGCCCCAUCAGCAGGUCCACCUGGAGGGCACCGAUAUAGUGCCCAGCAUCCGGGGUCUCCGACUGAGCAUCUGCGUGGAGAACACUCGAUUCCAGCUGGUGGCCAAGGUGACCCGCAACAUGGGCUUCCAGCACGUGCCCGAACACCGACUCUGGAACAUCCAAUGGUCGGAUUCCACGCCACAUCACGAUCUCCUGCGUGGCAUGAAGCGCUUCCAGCAAAUCAAUCACUUCCCCGGCAUGGUAGAGAUCUGCCGCAAGGAUCUGCUUUCCCGAAAUCUGAAUCGCAUGCUGAAGCUUUUUCCGGGAGACUAUCGUAUCUUUCCAAAGACCUGGCUAAUGCCAACAGAUGCCUAUGAUGUGGCUAUCUAUGCCAGCAAGCAUAAGCGCACCUUUAUCCUCAAACCCUAUUCGGCGGGACAGGGUCGUGGCAUUUGGAUAACCACCGAUCUGAGGAGCGUUGGCAAGCGUGAAAAGCUUAUAUGCCAGACCUACAUAGAAAGGCCCCUGCUCAUCGAUGGCUACAAGUUCGAUCUGCGGGUCUACACCCUGGUCACCUCUGUGGAUCCACUGAGGAUAUUCGUCUACAACGAGGGCCUGGCUCGGUUCGCCACCCACAAGUACGUGCCACCGACCCUGGGCAACAGCAGCAACGUGUACAUGCACCUGACCAACUACUGUCUGAAUCGCCGCAACUCUCAGUACAUGGUGGGGAGCAACACGGAAGUCGGCUCCAAGCGGAAGCUGAGCGCCUUCAACAAGUGGCUCGUGGAGCACAACUACGACGUGGCCGAGUUCUGGGCCAGUGUGGACGAUGCCAUCAUCAAGACGGUGAUCAGUGCUUGGCCGGUGCUGAAGCACAACUACAACGUCUGCUUUCCCAAGCACGACAAGAUUCAGGCCAGCUUCCAGUUGCUGGGCUUCGACAUUCUCGUCGACUGGAAGCUCAAGCCCUACAUUCUGGAGGUCAACCACACGCCCAGCCUGAGUGCCGACGAAUCAGUGGACAUGGAGGUGAAACGGCCCCUCAUCCGGGACACCUUGAACCUGCUGAGCACGGCUCUGGUGGACAAGGAGCAGAUCAUACGCGACGAUCGAAUCGAACACAGAGCCAGGCUGUUGAGGAACAUCUACAGCAAGCGGAUGCCCAACAGCCAACAGAUGGGCGGAGCAUCUUCGCCAGUGAGGGAGGCCGGUGGCAGUGAAGUGCGCCAGACCUGUUCCAUCGGGGCACUCACUCAGCAGAUCGCCUGGGAGGAGAGCCACCUGGGCAACUAUCGGCGCAUCAUGCCGCCGCGCGACUCCGAGAAGGUCAACUACUAUUGCAAGUUCUACGAGCAGAGCAAGCAGCCCAUGUUCGCCGACACGGUGUCCAGUCGGCGGCGCGAGGAGCUCAACCACCAGGCCAUGCAACGCCACCAGCGCGAGCAGCAGCUGCGGAUGGAGCAGCAGCAGGUUCUGGCUCAGAAGCGUUUCCGGUGGCCGGGCGAGCCGGUGGAGGUCCUCCCCGUGAAUCCCGUCAUCCAGCAGAUCAAGCGACGCCGCGAGGAGGUGGAGGCCCAGGCAAAGAAGCAUCGGGCCAUCAUCGCCCGCGAAAUCCAACGCCAGAAGGAGCAGCUACUGGCCCCCACCUGCGCUAAGGAGAGGCUCGGCAUCUGGCAGAGUCUGCGCCGCGAGAAGCGCCGGAAGUACUCGCCGAAGCGCAGCACCAGCCUCGUCAAGGGAGGCCACCGGCGGCAGAAACACCGCCAUGUCAGCCAGAGGGUCCGGCAGCAGCGGAUGCUAGAGAUAGAGGCCCAGAAGGAUGCAAAGUUCCUGGAACAGCACUCCAAGAAGAGGCGACUGGAGGGCGGGCUGAUCGCCAUCGAGCCCACAGCCAGCCAGUCGAGUGUCAAAGUCCAAAGGAGCAUCGGCAAAGGCAAGCCCAAGGCCAAAGGAUCGAGGAAGAAACGAAAGGCCAAGUCGACCAACGCCAGCCUGGAGGCCAAGUCCAAGGAGCAGAUAACCCCCAGCUCGGUGAAACUCAGCCGAGUACCAUCCUCGAAUUGGACAGCUGGGACGAUAACCGAAUCAGAAAUGGUGCAGCAUCAGAACUGGCGACGGGAGCGUGCCAGCCACAUCGCUGAAACCCAUCUCAGGGAACUGAUCUUCUCGAAGAUGUACGAAAACGGUCACUUGACCAAGAACGACAUCAAGUGCUUCCCCGAUCUUCUGUACAGCAUUCUCAGCAAUGACAGCAGUUGCUGCUCCUAGUCCUAGUCCAGGGACCACUCCUUGUUGUUACUGUCUAGCUGGCCUAGCCAACAAGGUUCGUUUGAAAUAGAAAACAACCAGGUAUUUGUAUCUUUUGUAAAAA
This is a messenger RNA of Drosophila bipectinata, 2964 nucleotides long. It is a transcript of the gene TTLL6A, whose product is annotated as Tubulin tyrosine ligase-like 6A. The record is from RefSeq and is a predicted model, not a curated record. Gene Ontology annotation, molecular function: tubulin-glutamic acid ligase activity; tubulin binding. Lineage: Eukaryota; Metazoa; Arthropoda; Insecta; Diptera; Drosophilidae. Gene Ontology annotation, cellular component: cilium. Gene Ontology annotation, biological process: protein polyglutamylation; microtubule cytoskeleton organization.